This is a messenger RNA of Tachysurus vachellii, 2197 nucleotides long. It is a transcript of the gene ece2a, whose product is annotated as endothelin converting enzyme 2a. Lineage: Eukaryota; Metazoa; Chordata; Actinopteri; Siluriformes; Bagridae. Gene Ontology annotation, molecular function: S-adenosylmethionine-dependent methyltransferase activity. The transcript has 3 exons. The record is from RefSeq and is a predicted model, not a curated record. The coding region runs from base 207 to 938 and encodes 243 amino acids.
UAGAGUGCAUACUACCAUAAACUAGUGUGUAAUGACAGCUUUGCACGUACACUAUAAGGAAGCUUGAGUUUAGUCUGGUUUAUUUAGGCAGAUAAAUAGUGUAAACACAGCUCCUUCAUCACACUGUUUUGUGUGCUUUCUUCCUAUCUCAGGUGUAAACAGACCACACUGACAAGCUGCUCCUUUACCUGUUAUACCUGAGCAGUAUGGAGCACUUAACACACUCUAAUAGGAAAUAUAAAGACGUGGACUACUGGAAUGAACGGUACAAAACCGAAGAGACUUUUGAGUGGUUCGGGGACUUCCCUAAAUUUCGGCAUCUUUUGGUCCAGCAUGUGGGCAAAGAGGAAAACAUCCUGAUGUUGGGCUGUGGGAACAGCGCUCUAAGCUUGCACCUGUACCUGGCUGGCUACACGACCAUCACUAACGUGGACUACUCAAAUGUGUGUGUGGAGAACAUGGCCCAGCGUCAUUCAGAUUGCAUGGGCAUGAGUUGGGUGUGCAUGGAUGCCCGUCGUCUGGCUUUUCCUGAUUCCUCAUUUGACGUGGUCAUAGAAAAGGGCACGUUGGAUGCCAUGCUUGUGGAGGAACAAGACCCCUGGAACAUUUCAGAUGCCAGCACCCAACUACUGCACAAAGUACUCAAAGAGAUCAGUCGGGUCCUGAAGCCUGGAGGUCGUUUUGUGUCAGUGACCUUUGCGCAGCCGCACUUCAGGAAGAAAUUGUACGCUCGAAAAGAGUACAGCUGGUCUAUCAACCACUAUCACUAUGGUGACAGCUUCCACUAUUUUCUAUACGUUCUUACCAAAGGGGAGGAGCUUAGCCAAGAAGAUGCUGCAUUGGAGAGAAAGGUGCUUUCCCAGAUGGAGGACCAGCCCACUGUGGUCAUUUUUCAGGAAGUUGAAAAUGAGGACUUCCUCAAUAACAUUGGCCUAUAAAAGAACGCAACACUGAGCUAGCCAGUAUACUAAGACCAAUGGUGGUUUUUGUUUAUUUUAAAUGUUUUAUUGUGGAUUCAUUGUGGCAGUGUUAUAUGGAAUGUCAUGAAUUUUUUAUUUGAUUAGAAAAUUCUCAGGUCCUUGAAAUCUGUAUAUGAUUUCAGAUUUGUAUAAAUGUGAUGUGUAAAGCCAUGUGAGAUAUCAUUAGAUUUAAAUUUUAGAUUCAUAAUUUUCUGCCCCAUAAUAAUAUUUUAUGCAAUAUUUUUAUACAUUUUUUUUUUAAUAAUCUGAAAAUAUUCUUCUCCUUUCCAAUGUCUCUCUUAAUAUCAUGAUUUCUUCAUGCAUGCUUUUUUUUACAGUCUGGCAUAAGGUCCUAUGUGCUGUGUUAUGGAUAUAUAAUAGGCUGAACUCAUCUGACAUAUUUACACUCAUACAGAGGCAGCUCUGUCACAGAAUAAUCACAAAAACAAACCGUUUCAUUUGCUAUUUUCAGGGAACACAUCCUAUUGUAAAUGAGGUUUAAAUUUUGUGCUGGCCACCAAGACUUGGUGACAGUCAUUAAUAAACCAGAAAUCAUUUAUUUUUAAUUUUGCUCUGAAAUCUAAUUACUAGCUAUUUUUAAAGUCUGGAAAAAAGGUGCCCACAUUUCAGAGCUUCCUGUGCUGAUGUGCUGCAGGAUUGUAGAACUUAAAUUCAUCUUUUAAUCGGAAGAGCUGUUACUUUUAACAACCUUUUAAUGCGGUAAAACAGUGUUUAGAUGAUACAAGCUCAGUUAGUGUAAAUCCCGUGGUAAACAGUAUAUCUUGGCAAAAUUGAAACAAUCUAUUCAUGUGAAAAUUUGUAUUGCAUCAUCUUAUUCUUAAUGUGUAAUUUGUAAUCUAUAAAUCUUCUUAGGCUUCUUAAAAAGAGAUGUUGGAAGUUCUAUUUUUUUUUUAUCUUUCUGGUAAACGAUGGUGUAUGAAAUAUUUAUUACUAUAUGAAAAAUCUAAUCAAAUUGAGCACAGCCAUAUUUCCAUCUUAACCACGUAAGUGUGGCAAAGUAUCUCAGUUGGUCCUAAACAGGCUAUAUGUUGUGUGUGUGGCCUUAAAUCAUGCCUAAUCAUUUGGGUAAUUAACCAUGUUAUACUGUAACACUUAGCAUUCAUUUGUUGGUUAAGAGCAGUACUGAGGUGCAUGUUGGCAAAAUGCUAUUAUUUGCAAACAAAUGCUAUUGAUUUGCCUAAUAAAUAUUUUAGCUGUGUUGAGCAGUUCAGCAGUCA